ACUACUCGCCUUACCCCACUUCCUGAAAUAUUGUUACAAAGUUACGUUUUACCGCGGGAAAUAUAAAUUGUUACAAAUUAUCAAAUUAAUAUUGGAUACAAAAGUGGUGUUACGUAACGAAAUGUGACUUUUUCGUGUUAAUAUAAAAUAAAACAAAAUACUUAAUUAUGAUUCUUCGCUAUAACACAAUACAUAAGCUCAAGACUGGAUUAAUAUAAAAUGAAGAGAUUUAUUAUUUCUCUAUAUUAUUUUUUUUUACUAUUUGUUAAAGUGUCAAUUUGCCUACGCGUGGUGGGUAUAUCAGUACCGAGCUUGAAACAAAGAGGGGAAUCAGUGACCCUAACUUGUGAUUACGACCUCGAAGGGGGUAAACUUUAUUCAGUGAAGUGGUACCGGGACAACGAGGAGUUCUACCGGUACAUGCCUCGGCUGAGACCGCCACAACAUGCCCACAAACUUGACGGAGUGAAAGUUGACUUGGAAAAGUCAAGCGCUCGGCGUGUCCACCUCCGCGAGCUAACCCUGAAGUCCAGAGGGAUCUAUCGCUGCGAGGUGUCUGAGGAGGCGCCUUCCUUUCACUCGGCACAGGCGGAGACCUUCAUGGAGAUUUAUUAUUUCCCAAAAGAAAAUCCCCGUAUAGUCGGCCACGAGCGGUCGUACGUCGUGCACGAACCUCUCGACGUCAACUGCACGUCUGCCAAAGCGUUUCCGCCACCGGAGCUACAGUGGCAUAUAAACGGACUAAAGGUGACGGAAAAGUCGUGGUUAACAAAUUUCGAAGCUAAGCCCGCCGCUCAAGGACUGAUGGUGUCCAGUCUAGGGCUACGCGCUCCAGCCAAACAUCUCAUGAAGAUCCGUUGCACCGCCAGCAUUGGGACGCACAGACGUGAAAGAACUGUCGCAAUAGAAACAAGCAACGCCAAUCGAAGAAAAACUACAAGUAUUAAUUUAACUUUAACUUUAAUGAACUGCAUAAUUUUUAAGCUGAUAUCGUGAUAUUCUUUACUGUAAAUAAAUUACUGUUUUCAUUUUGUGUUUUAUUAAAAUUAAAAUACAUUCAUGUAAUGUUAAUAAGAAUUUAAUUAAUUCACUUAGGUAGUAACAUAGAAAUGAAAAAAAAUACAUUUUAUAUAUACCUAACUUAAAAAUCAACACAAUUCUUUUUUGAGACACAAUAUAAAAAAACAA
Messenger RNA from Bicyclus anynana (squinting bush brown), 1188 nucleotides. RefSeq lists its product as uncharacterized. The transcript is spliced from 6 exons. NCBI's taxonomy places the organism in Eukaryota, Metazoa, Arthropoda, Insecta, Lepidoptera, Nymphalidae. The record is from RefSeq and is a predicted model, not a curated record. Bases 220 to 996 code for a protein of 258 amino acids.